AGAAAGUAAGAGUAUUUGACUUUUCAUCCAUUAAUUGCUACCAGUUUCAUUAUCUCAAGCUUGAGUUUUCCUCUCUAUAUAUCUUAUCUUCUUAUUCAAAAGACUCGUAGUUUUGCUUGGCCAGACAUCGAUAUUUUAUCUCCAACUUAAGGAAUUAAGAGCUGUACAGUUACGUACGCGCAUGAAAAUGAGAAAGCUCAUCAGAAUUCUUCAUUCUUUCUGUACAAGUAUAAGAAGAAAAUCCAAACAGAAGCAGCAGCAGGGGUUACACAAUAGCAGCAACGAAGUCAUGGAUACUGUCGAUAAUCUUGUAACCAAUAUUGACCAUGUUCGUAGUCAUGAAGGUAUAACAACAGUUGAUAUGGAGGAGUAUUGCAACUUAUCCAGUACAACGACUGCUGGUUCAUCCGUUCUCUGCAUGUCCAUUUUUACUUGGAAUAUGAACGGCAAGGCCUCUUCUCUACAAGAUUUAACGAAACUAUUAACGGGGAGUGAUGGAGAUAGGAAAUUGGAUUUACUUGUACUUGGUUUGCAAGAAGUACCAAGAUGCAACAUUACUCGAACUUUGAAGGAAGCUCUUGCUGAAACCCACAUCCUUGUAGAGAAAUCCAUCAUGCAAUCUCUACAGCUAUUUGUCUUUGUCCCAAAAGAUUAUAUGCUCUUCAUUACAGAAGUAAAAGUGGAUAAGCUUAGUGUUGGAGGAUUCGGAGGGACAUUAGUGAGAACAAAAAAAGGAGCUGUUGCCAUCAGUUUAAAAUUCAAAGGAAUCCACUUGCUUUUCAUUUCCUGCCAUCUCUCAGCUCAUGAAGGAAAUGUGGAGGAAAGAAAUUCAGAACUACAACGAAUUUCAAAAUCUCUCUUCUCCAAGAACAAAAAUCUGUAUGCUAGACCUAUGCAAAUUACAGUAUGGCUGGGGGAUCUCAACUAUAGAAUUCAAGGUCUCGAUACUUUCCCCGUCCGAAACAUCAUCCAGAGAAACCUUCAUGCACUACUCACAAGCAAAGAUCAGCUAUUACGAGAAGCUGAAAGAGGAAACAUAUUUAAUGGAUACAGUGAAGGAACUCUGGCUUUCAAGCCUACAUACAAAUACAAUGUAGGAACUAAUAAUUAUGAUACAAGCCACAAGGAAAGAACACCGUCCUGGACCGAUAGGAUUUUAUUCAAGAUCGAGAAGUACGGCAACAUCGAAGCAACAUUACAUGCUUACGAGUCGAUAGAUAGUAUACACAGUUCUGACCAUAAGCCCGUGAGAGCUCAUUUGUGCUUAAAGGAAUCUAACAACGAGAUAAAAACAUCUUAAUCUUUUCUGAAUCUCUAUGCAAAAUAGACCCAACAAAAAUCAAACAGUAUAAGCGUACCCGAAAAUCGGUCCAUUUUGAAUGCGGUUCCACUGAAUUAAUAGUGUGGCCAUAUUUAUUUGGCACAGAAAAACAGGUUACGGACCUUACGGUAGAAGAUCUUGUCGCAACGCAAGUGGAACCCUACAUAUCGAUACGUCCAAUCUUUACUUUACUCUGACAAUAAUUUCAUGGGCAAAUUAGUGGGUCCAGCAUUUACGACGAUCCAUAUUUAAUCCCGUUGUUAAUGGUACGGUAUGAGUUCUUGCCCGGUUGUUAUCAGUAUAGAGUGAGACAAAGAAACCAUUUGAAGAAGAAAUAUUUGGAUAUGCCACUUCCUAAGAAGGUUACUAUUUGUAUGUUCAUCAUGCACCUCCUUAAUCAGCUUUGAUGGGUUGUUGUUGAGUUUUUGUAAAGGUAAAUUGCAUAUUUAAUGAAAAUCAUCUUUUGUCACCAACAAUCAGAUGUUAAUCAUGGAGUCUAGAGAAGAACGGAGGGAAGUUUUA
This is a messenger RNA of Papaver somniferum (opium poppy), 1843 nucleotides long. RefSeq names its product type IV inositol polyphosphate 5-phosphatase 11. Lineage: Eukaryota; Viridiplantae; Streptophyta; Magnoliopsida; Ranunculales; Papaveraceae. Gene Ontology annotation, molecular function: phosphatidylinositol-3,5-bisphosphate 5-phosphatase activity; phosphatidylinositol-3,4,5-trisphosphate 5-phosphatase activity. Gene Ontology annotation, biological process: response to jasmonic acid; response to salt stress; phosphatidylinositol dephosphorylation. The transcript has 7 exons. The record is from RefSeq and is a predicted model, not a curated record. The coding region runs from base 182 to 1300 and encodes 372 amino acids. Gene Ontology annotation, cellular component: plasma membrane.